Messenger RNA from Arxiozyma heterogenica, 1716 nucleotides. It is a transcript of the gene HSP60, whose product is annotated as chaperone ATPase HSP60. Gene Ontology annotation, molecular function: protein-folding chaperone binding; ATP-dependent protein folding chaperone; ATP binding. Gene Ontology annotation, biological process: mitochondrial unfolded protein response; apoptotic mitochondrial changes; protein import into mitochondrial intermembrane space. Lineage: Eukaryota; Fungi; Ascomycota; Saccharomycetes; Saccharomycetales; Saccharomycetaceae. Gene Ontology annotation, cellular component: mitochondrial matrix; mitochondrial inner membrane. The coding region runs from base 1 to 1716 and encodes 571 amino acids. The record is from RefSeq and is a predicted model, not a curated record. The transcript has a single exon.
AUGUUAAGAUCAUCUGUUGUUCGUUCUCAAGCAGCUCUAAGACCACUUUUAAGACGUUCUUACUCUGCUUUUAAAGAUAUCAAAUUUGGUGUUGAAGGUAGAGCGGCUCUACUAAAAGGUGUUGAAACUUUAGCUGAUGCUGUUUCAGCCACUUUAGGUCCAAAGGGUAGAAAUGUUUUAAUUGAACAGCCUUUCGGUGCUCCAAAGAUUACUAAAGAUGGUGUCACUGUGGCAAAGGCAAUUGUCUUACAAGAUAAAUUUGAAAAUAUGGGUGCUAAAUUAUUACAAGAAGUCGCUGCUAAGACCAACGAAGCCGCUGGUGAUGGUACUACCUCUGCUACUGUUCUUGGUAGAGCCAUCUUCACUGAAUCUGUUAAAAACGUCGCUGCUGGUUGCAAUCCAAUGGACUUAAGAAGGGGUUCUCAGCUUGCAGUAGAAAAAGUCAUUAAAUUUUUAUCUGAAAAUAAGAAAGAAGUUACUACCUCUGCUGAAAUUGCUCAAGUAGCAACUAUCUCUGCUAAUGGUGAUUCCCAUGUUGGUAAGUUAUUGGCCUCUGCUAUGGAAAAAGUCGGUAAAGAGGGUGUUAUUACCAUUAGAGAAGGUAGAACUUUGGAAGAUGAACUAGAAGUCACUGAAGGUAUGAGAUUUGAUCGUGGUUAUAUCUCUCCAUAUUUCAUCACUGAUGCUAAAUCUGGUAAGGUCGAAUUUGAAAAACCUUUAAUUUUAAUAAGUGAAAAGAAAAUCUCUUCUAUCCAAGAUGUUUUACCUGCUUUAGAGUUAUCUAACCAAAGUAGAAGACCUUUAUUAAUUCUUGCUGAAGAUAUUGAUGGUGAAGCAUUAGCAGCUUGUAUCUUGAACAAGUUAAGAGGUCAAGUUAAGGUUUGUGCCGUUAAGGCACCAGGUUUCGGUGAUAACAGAAAGAACUCUUUAGGUGACAUUGCAAUUUUGACUGGUGGUACUGUUUUUACUGAAGAAUUAGACUUGAAACCAGAGCAAUGUACUUUACAACAUUUAGGUUCUUGUGAUUCCAUCACUGUUACAAAAGAAGACACUGUCAUCUUAAAUGGUAAUGGUGCUAAGGAGGCUAUUCAAGAAAGAAUUGAGCAAAUUAAGAACUCUAUCGAUAUUACUACCACUAAUUCUUAUGAAAAGGAAAAAUUGCAAGAACGUUUGGCUAAAUUAUCUGGUGGUGUUGCCGUUAUUAGAGUAGGUGGCGCUUCUGAAGUCGAAGUCGGUGAAAAGAAGGAUCGUUAUGAUGACGCCUUGAAUGCCACCAGAGCUGCUGUCGAAGAAGGUAUUUUACCAGGUGGUGGUACUGCUUUAGUUAAGGCAUCUAGAAUCUUAGAUGAUGUUGAAGUUGAAAAUUUUGACCAAAAGUUAGGUGUUGAUAUCAUCAGAAAGGCCAUCACUAAGCCAGCUAAGCAAAUCAUCGAAAAUGCCGGUGAAGAAGGUUCUGUGAUUGUUGGUAAAUUGAUUGAUGAAUUUGGUGAAGAUUUUGCUAAAGGUUACGAUGCUUCCAAGGGUGAAUAUACUGAUAUGAUCUCUGCUGGUAUCAUUGAUCCAUUCAAAGUUGUUAGAACCGGUUUAGUGGACGCUUCUGGUGUUGCUUCUCUAUUAGCUACUACUGAAGUUGCUAUUGUUGAUGCUCCUGAACCACCAGCUUCUCAAGGUGGUAUGCCAGGCGGUAUGCCAGGUGGCAUGCCAGGUAUGAUGUGA